Molecule: messenger RNA, 911 nt
Organism: Motacilla alba alba
Lineage: Eukaryota; Metazoa; Chordata; Aves; Passeriformes; Motacillidae
Product: collagen alpha-2(I) chain-like
Exons: 4
Coding region: 1-813 (270 amino acids)
Source: RefSeq, a predicted model, not a curated record
AUGCGUGGAGCAUUGCUUAAAGGAGGUGCCCAGGGACAAAGCUUUGUGCCGGGAAGCAGCAGCCAAGCAGGAGCCUCCAGCUCUCGCAGCGUUUGCAGGGUUGAAGUCGGGCUGUGCCGCUGCAUUCCAGGGCGCUUCUCCUGCCGGUGUCCCGGCCCCAAACGGUCCCGCGCGGGAGCCCGCCUGGCACCGCCCGGGGAGCUGCUGAUGCGGAGGGGAAUUUGGGGCGGCCGGGCUGCCGCGGGACUGCCCGGGCCGCGCCGGUGCGAGCCGUGCGGAGCCGAGGGGGGCUUUGCCGGGCCGGCGGGCGGGAGAGGCGGCGCGGGCGCUGCGCUGGUCCCCGCCGGUGCCGGCCGCUCUGUCCGCUCCGGGCGCGGGGCUCGGGCGCCGCCGGGGCUCCCUGGGCCCGGUGCCGGCCCCGCCGGGCAGGGCGCAGCGGCCGGGGCUCUCCCGGCGCGGCGCCGCCCCUGCGCGCCCGAGGAGCCGCCGGAGGAGCCGCUUUCCUGCCGGGAGCCGCGCUCCGUCCGGCGCCGGGAGCGCGGGGAGCGAUUUUGGAAAGCUGUUUCUGUACUCCUGACUUCCCGUCACGCCAGGGACACGUGGCUUGGAGCACAGCAGCCGGAUUCCUCACUUAGCCGUGUCAGCUUGGUGCAGGUUAUGAAUUACAGGGUGACUUGGAAACCCAGAAACAAAGGGAAGAAGCUGGAUGGGGAAGAAAGGCUGCAGAGCUUCCUGCAACGGGCUGCGAGCGCAAAGAGCGAGGAGGCAGCGGAAGACCGGACUCAGGAAUCGGAACGGUUUUCUUGGGUUUAAGAAGCUCGAAUGGCGCUUCAAGACAUUUAUAUCAGACCUGGUUUAAUUUCAUUACCCUUUUUUUUACAUCCACAAAAAAACCCCAACCCUCCCCCCCC